Molecule: messenger RNA, 1884 nt
Organism: Harpegnathos saltator (Jerdon's jumping ant)
Lineage: Eukaryota; Metazoa; Arthropoda; Insecta; Hymenoptera; Formicidae
Product: green-sensitive opsin
Exons: 6
Coding region: 431-1450 (339 amino acids)
Biological process (GO): G protein-coupled receptor signaling pathway
Cellular component (GO): membrane
Molecular function (GO): G protein-coupled receptor activity
Source: RefSeq, a predicted model, not a curated record
CUGCCCGCGUCUCACUUAGGGUUUCCGAUUGUGUGACAUGGGCCUGAUCCCUUUAUCGUGUCGCGUCGUGAAAAGCCGGAGCUUGCGAUCGAGCGAAUGCGAAAAUACAUCGAAAUCCAAUGCCGAGGAGCGGAACGGGGAAACAUGAUCGGUGCGUCGCCGAAGAAGCUCGGGAAACUCCGCGCGCAUGCUGCUUUUUCGCGCCGCGGGGAUUGAUCGCGGAACGGCCGAGAGGGUGCGCAUCUAGACGGGGGUGGUUCGGGCCGGCCUUUAUAUAAAGGUAGCGUGAUUUUGAAACUCCGUCAUUGAAAUUGAUUAACGCGAGCGAGUCUCUCGGAUUCUCCGCGCAUACUCUCGCCGCCUGCUUCUUCGUUGCUCGCCGGGCAGGAUUUCCGUCGCGUGAAUCGGAAGUACGGAAUACCACGGAAGUAUGUCUUUGAAUAUGACCAGCGACCUGGCGGACGACUCGCUCGACGGAUUAGAUCGACCAAACGGUGCUUACGUUUUCGCGGCGAUUGUGCUCGGUUUCAUUGGCGUCUUCGGCUUCACCUUCAACCUGUUGGUCAUCCUUACGAUCGCUAAAAACAAGGACACGCUGUGGAUGCCCAACAACGUUGUGCUCCUCAACAUGGCCGUUGGAGAUCUCUUGGUAGCUGCACUGGGCAAUCCUAUCACAAUGACGUCGGCGAUCGCCGGUGUGUGGUACUGGAGCUACAAUGUGUGCGUGUUGUACGCGUGGUUCAUGACUACCAUGGGGUUCGCCAGUAUCGGUAAUUUAACAGUGAUGGCAUUCGAGAGGUUCUUGCUGGUGACAUGCCCGAUGAGGACGCUAUCGACAAGGCAUGCUUACAUAUUGAUGUGUUUAGUUUGGGUGUACGCGCUCUCCUUGUCGCUGCCGCCGUUCUUCAAUUGGGGAAAGUACGGCCUGGAGAUGAGCAAUAUAUCCUGCAGCGUGUCUUGGGAGAAGCACAGUCCCGAGACGCACAAUGACACUUACAUCGGAUUUUUGUUUAUUUUUGGCUUCCUCGUCCCCGUCGUGAUAAUUACCGGCAGUUACUACAGCAUCAUCCGUACCUUGAGGAACAUCAAAAAGAGAGUCGGUCAGGGCAACAAGACAGAAACGAGGAUCACAAAGAUGGUGUUGCUGAUGAUCAUUGCCUUCCUGAUCGCCUGGAUGCCCUAUGCCAUACUCGCUCUCGCGAUUCAAUAUUUCUACGUGCAAACGUCGCAUAUCGCAACCGCGUUGCUGCCGGAGCUGCUCGCGAAAUCCUCCAUCUGCUACAACCCCGUGAUAUACGCGAGCCUGAACAUGCAGUUCUUUCGCGCUUGGAAGAAGUUGUUCAGCAGUCCCGGCGAGCUCGAAAAAAGGACCUUACCCAACAAGGUCAAUAAGGACAACGCGAUGAGCACGACGAACAAAAUCGAGAUGAGGACCCUCAAUCACAUGUGAGCCAAGUCGAAGGCAAUGGCAACCGGACUCGACACUACCUUCGCCACUACCUUCGCAGAUCCUUCGGGAACGGAAGAAGGGGGAGAAGGAGGGAGUCGGCACCGAGUGAGAGAGAAUGAUUUCCCAAGUUGCCAGGUUGCCGCAAGGACGCUGGGCGAUCUUUCAUCCCCUUCCCCGAUCUCGAAUUAUUAUGAGACGAGCGAGUUGCAGCGAGUGGAAGCGCUCCAUCGGCUCUCAGCGCAAAGCACACGCGCGCGAGGAACUCGCGAGCACGCACGACCGGCUUUCCAAGCGCGAACCGCGGCAUAUCGUCGGGAACGACAUUCGUGUAUAAUAAAGUCACGGAAAAUAGGAAACAGACUGUCAGGAAAUGGGCUAUUUACUCGCCACGUUGCUUCUCGGUAAAAGAAAGAGAAAAGAAAAAGAGAGGACAG